Xenopus laevis (African clawed frog) is the source of this 1452-nucleotide messenger RNA. RefSeq names its product family with sequence similarity 228 member B S homeolog (gene fam228b.S). The transcript is spliced from 10 exons. The coding region runs from base 224 to 1081 and encodes 285 amino acids. The record is from RefSeq and is a predicted model, not a curated record. NCBI's taxonomy places the organism in Eukaryota, Metazoa, Chordata, Amphibia, Anura, Pipidae.
GCUGCGGAAUCCCAGGCUGCGGAAGGUUACACUAGCGCUAUUAGAGUUGCAUUUAGAAAAGGGAGUGAUGCGUCGCUGUGGUGCUAUUGUCCGCUGACAGGGAAGAGCAGUGACCAUAUGUUGCUUAUUACUCACAGGAAGAUAAGUUUCCCCUGCACCUGCGGAGCUGCUGCCACUGGGAGGGCCCCUCUAGUCUAGGGCCAAGGUCACAUGUAGAUCUGAGAUGUCGGCAGGACGCAGAAGUCCAAGGAAGGAUGGAAAUAUCACAAUGCAGAGCAACGGGAUUCCCAGUGACUCGCUGCCUGGUACUCAACAUCAAGAAAAAGAGUAUUCCAGAGACAGUGGCUGUGUAAGAACUCGCUCAAGUCCUGGGGGCAGAAUCAUGUCUACUGCAUCCAACAGAAAGGCUCGGGACUGGCUGGCACACAAACCCAAUAUCCAGCUGCUCAUUGAUGAAGAAAAUCAAGAGAUUAGAGAAACAAUGCACCAUCUGUUAGAUGUGGAGCAUCACUUUAACCAGAGCCUGACAAAGUAUCUGAAGAAAACAGACGACUUGGAACUGCGCAGGAAAGAGAUGCAGCACAAAAGGUGGACUGAGCGCGUAUCAGAUCCCUUACAGAAGACCAUCCAGAGCUACGUAGAUGCACAGACAGCAAGAGACAUAGAGAGAAGGAGGCGCUUUGUCCUUGCUCAGUACUUGAAGUAUUGCAAUAAAAAGGGUUUCGUCUUUCUCAGAGAUUACGAUUCCACAGAGUACGACCCCUUUUCUCAUCAGAUUUCUAAGCAAUACCUCCGGGUUUUCAUGCCACAGUUCCUCGACCCUCUUCUACAGCAGAGUCAGAGGAGAGUUGAAGAGGAGAGCAUAACAUUACACUGUGAAACAGGGAGAAUCUAUUCUGCUAGAGAAAUCCAUGAACUGAACAUGAAGAAACUGCCACAGGUUCCUUUGGGCCGGCACGGCAUGAAUGGGAUUGAGUGGGUCAAGGCUCCCUUUGGUUACAUAGAGAGUGAGAUCAGACAAAAGAGCAGGCAAAGAAUAAGAGGAACAUUUAACAAAGAAAGUCAUAACUUCAAGACUUAAGAUACUUAAUAUUGACCUGGAUGGAGGUGUGACCCUUCCAAGGAAAUAACCCCUAAGAACUCUACCCCUCGGCAACGGGAAUAGGGCCAAACACUUUCUGGAUAACAACAGGUUUUAUUGUUAGGAAAUCGCGAUUCUAGUGGGUGCCCCGGAUCCCAUUCCUUGUGUUCCCCAGCAAUUUGAUUUACCCCAGCGUGUUGUCUAUUCAGGAAACAAAAUCACUUAUCCACCAUCACUGAGCCCUGCAUUGUACAUGGAUUUAUCCAGAAGUUUAUUCUACAGGCUGGUUUAGUAUUGGAAUCACUCAGCAACUGUUAUUUAGAAGCCCCUUUUUGUUUUGCAGUUUAUUGAAUAAAUGUGUUUGUGAAUUA